Molecule: messenger RNA, 2211 nt
Organism: Nicotiana tabacum (common tobacco)
Lineage: Eukaryota; Viridiplantae; Streptophyta; Magnoliopsida; Solanales; Solanaceae
Source: RefSeq, a predicted model, not a curated record
AUGGGGGAAGACGAUGUGCCGCUGGACGAUAAAGCAAAGAGAAUGAGAGAUCUGUUAUCAAGCUUCUAUUCUCCUGAUCAUCCUAAUUCUACUUAAAUGUCGCCUAAAGCUACUUCCAGAUUCGCUACAUUGGAUACCAUCAACACCACCUCAUUCGACGCCGAUCAAUACAUGAACCUUCUUGUGCAGAAGUCCAAUUUGGAAGGUUUGCUUCAGAGGCAUGUUGAAAUGGCUGCUGAGAUUAAGAAUCUUGAUACUGACCUGCAGAUGUUGGCAUAUGAAAAUUACAACAAGUUUGUAAGUGCCACAGACACUAUUAAAAGGAUGAAUAACAAUAUUGUUGGCAUGGAAACAAAUAUGCAACAACUGCUUGAAAAGAUAAUGUCCGUUCAAUCUAGAAGUGAUGGGGUUAAUACUUCGCUUUUUGAGAAGAGAGAACACAUUGAAAAAUUGCAUCGGACCCGCAAUCUUCUACGGAAAGUUCAGUUCAUAUACGAUCUACCUGCUAGGUUAGCAAAGUGCAUCAAAUCAGAAGCCUAUGCUGAUGCAGUAAAAUACUAUACAGGAGCCAUGCCCAUUUUCAAGGCAUAUGGGGACUCUUCAUUUCAGGAGUGCAAACGAGCCUCAGAAGAAGCAGUUGCUAUCAUUAUUAAAGCCUUGCAGGGCAAGGUAUUCUCCGAUUCCGAAUCCAUACAAGCCAGGGCAGAGGCUGUUAUGCUCCUUAAGCAAUUAGAUUUUCCGGUUAAUAAUUUGAAGGUGCAACUCUUUAAAAAGUUAGAAGAGUUCCUUGUGGACCUUCAUCUAGAAUCUCAGGAAAUAAGACAUUCUUCAUCAGACCUUGGGGGGAUUCCGUUAUCGCCUUCUUCUUGUGCUCAUGAGGCUUCUAUUCGUGAAUUUGCUGAGGCUGUCCGCGCUUACCGAGUUAUUUUCCCUGAUUCCGAACAACAGCUCUUUAGACUUGCAAAAACCUUAGCUACAAAGCACUUUGAAGCCACACAACAGUACAUCAAGAAGCAGCUUGCCUCAGCAGACCUUGUUGGCAUGUUGCGGGUAACUUGGACAAAUGUGCUUCUGAUGGAUGAAGUGCUGCCAGAGGCUGGUCUACGUGAUUUUACAUUUGAGGCUGCUCAUGUUGCUAUCAAACAAUAUGUUGCUAGCAGAUUUAGUCAUCUUCUGCUCGAUUUUUCAGGCACUCUUGUAAAAGUUCAUGAUAAUCAAAAGGGUGUAAUUGAGGAAGAGUAUCCUUUGCAGGCUGCCCUUGAGAUCAGCAAAAAUGCAUUAGUUCAAGGCAGCAUGGAUGCCUUACUGGAUUUUCGUCGACUUCUUGAUGAGAACUUGGAAGUGCUAUCAGCGUUGACAGACUUUAUCAUUGACUGGGUGCAAGAAGGAUUUCAGGACUUCUUCGGGAAGCUUAAUGAUCAAUUUCUCGUGCUGUCGGGAAAGAAAUAUUCAGCUAAUCAGGACCUUAUCUUUGGGGAGGGUGAUAAAGUACUUCCUGGGCUUGUUCUUUUGCUGGCUCAGCUCUCUGUUUUCAUUGAGCAAAAUGCCAUUACCAGAAUUAGCGAGGAAAUAUCUUCUUUGUCUGGUGGUGGGUCUCGGGGCCAUGACAAUGGUCCAGCUUUUAUUCCUGCAGAAAUCUGUCUUAUCUUUCAAUCAGCUGGUGAAGAACUCUUGCAGCAUUAUAUAAGCAUGAAAACUCGGAAGAUACUGAUUCUGUUGAAGAAGAGGUUUGCAACACCCAAUUGGGUUAAGCACAAAGAGCCCAGGGAAGUUCAUAUGUUCAUUGAUCUGCUUCUCCAGGAGCUGGAUACAAUCCUUAAUGAAGUAAAGCAAAUAUUGCCUGAAGGGCUCCACCAUAAGCAUCGGCGUACAGACACCAACGGGAGUAAUACAUCUUCUCGUAGUAAUCCAUUGAGAGAUGAUAAAUUGGUACGUUCAAAUACCCAAAAGGCCAGGAGUCAGCUUUUUGAGUCCCAUUUAGCAAAAUUGUUCAAGCAGAAGAUGGAAAUUUUUACUAAAGUUGAACACACACAGGAAUCCGUCGUAACUGCUAUUAUCAAACUUUUCUUGAAGAGUUUACAAGAAUUUGUCCGACUUCAGACUUUUAACCGAAGUGGAUUUCAACAAAUUCAGCUGGACAUUCAUUUUCUUAAGACCACUCUUAAGGAUACUGCUGAAGAUGAAGCUGCUGUUGAUUUUUUGCUUGAUGAG